This is a messenger RNA of Odobenus rosmarus divergens (Pacific walrus), 1799 nucleotides long. It is a transcript of the gene ACVR2B, whose product is annotated as activin A receptor, type IIB. Gene Ontology annotation, biological process: cellular response to growth factor stimulus; activin receptor signaling pathway; protein phosphorylation. Bases 154 to 1692 code for a protein of 512 amino acids. The record is from RefSeq and is a predicted model, not a curated record. The transcript is spliced from 11 exons. Lineage: Eukaryota; Metazoa; Chordata; Mammalia; Carnivora; Odobenidae. Gene Ontology annotation, molecular function: activin binding; activin receptor activity; ATP binding. Gene Ontology annotation, cellular component: activin receptor complex; plasma membrane.
CCAGCGGACGAAGGCGCAGGAAGCGCGCGGGGAGACAGACCGAAGGAAGAAGCGGGAAGAAAAGCGCAGCCGCCGCUGGGCCCUGCGCGCCCCGGGAGCGCCGCGCGGCCCUGCCCGCGGGCUCCGGGUGUCCGCGGGGCGGCGCCGCGGAACAUGACGGCGCCCUGGGCGGCCCUCGCCCUCCUCUGGGGAUCGCUGUGCGCGGGUUCCGGGCGUGGGGAGGCCGAGACUCGGGAGUGCAUUUACUACAACGCCAACUGGGAACUGGAGCGCACCAACCAGAGUGGCCUGGAGCGCUGCGAGGGCGAGCAGGACAAGCGGCUGCACUGCUACGCCUCCUGGCGCAACAGCUCCGGCACCAUCGAGCUCGUCAAGAAGGGCUGCUGGCUGGACGACUUCAACUGCUACGACAGGCAGGAGUGCGUGGCCACCGAGGAGAACCCCCAGGUGUACUUCUGCUGCUGUGAAGGCAACUUCUGCAACGAGCGCUUCACCCACUUGCCGGAGGCUGGGGGCCCGGAAGUCACGUACGAGCCACCCCCGACAGCCCCCACCCUGCUCACGGUGCUGGCCUACUCGCUGCUGCCCAUUGGGGGCCUCUCCCUCAUCGUGCUGCUGGCCUUCUGGAUGUACCGGCAUCGCAAGCCUCCCUACGGCCAUGUGGACAUCCACGAGGACCCCGGACCUCCACCUCCGUCCCCUCUGGUGGGCCUGAAGCCUCUGCAGCUGCUGGAGAUCAAGGCUCGGGGGCGCUUUGGCUGUGUCUGGAAGGCGCAGCUCAUGAAUGACUUUGUCGCUGUCAAGAUCUUCCCACUCCAGGACAAACAGUCAUGGCAGAGUGAACGGGAGAUCUUCAGCACCCCUGGCAUGAAGCAUGAGAACCUGCUGCAGUUCAUUGCCGCUGAGAAGCGAGGCUCCAACCUUGAGGUGGAGCUCUGGCUCAUUACGGCCUUCCAUGACAAGGGCUCCCUCACGGAUUACCUCAAGGGGAACAUCAUCACGUGGAAUGAACUGUGUCAUGUGGCAGAGACAAUGUCAAGAGGCCUCUCGUACCUUCAUGAGGAUGUGCCCUGGUGCCGUGGCGAGGGCCACAAGCCGUCUAUUGCCCACAGGGACUUCAAAAGCAAGAAUGUAUUGCUCAAGAGUGACCUCACAGCUGUGCUGGCUGACUUUGGUCUGGCUGUUCGGUUUGAGCCAGGGAAACCUCCGGGGGACACUCAUGGGCAGGUGGGUACGCGGCGGUACAUGGCCCCUGAGGUGCUUGAGGGAGCCAUCAACUUCCAGAGAGAUGCUUUCCUGCGCAUCGACAUGUACGCCAUGGGGCUGGUGCUGUGGGAGCUUGUGUCCCGCUGCAAGGCUGCGGAUGGCCCUGUGGAUGAGUACAUGCUGCCCUUUGAGGAAGAGAUCGGCCAGCACCCGUCACUGGAGGAGCUACAAGAGGUGGUCGUGCACAAGAAGAUGCGGCCUGCCAUUAAGGAUCACUGGCUGAAGCACCCGGGCCUGGCCCAGCUCUGCGUGACCAUUGAGGAGUGCUGGGACCAUGAUGCAGAGGCUCGCCUGUCUGCGGGCUGCGUGGAGGAGCGGGUGUCCCUAAUCCGGAGGUCAGUCAACGGCACUACCUCGGACUGUCUUGUCUCCCUGGUGACCUCCGUCACCAAUGUGGACCUGCCCCCUAAGGAGUCGAGCAUCUAAGCCCAGGAACGAGUGGAUCUGAAGAGGAAAGGAAAAAAAGUUGGGUUUUGUUUUGGAAAUCCCAUAACACCAACAAACACAUAAAAUGCAGCUGCUAUUUUACCUUG